AUGACGGAUGCAGCAGCUCCGUCAUUGAAGCCGCACGCGACCCGCGCUGGAGCACAACACGACCAGCCCCUGGAUGCCAUUCUCGCCGCCCGACAACGCACCGCGACCACGACAGCGCGCCGCCCACCGACGACGGAUAGAAGCCAGACCAGGGGGCCGGGAGAGGCCUGGCCAGGAGAGGCCGCAACAACCGCCGCGAUGGAUCUCGGGCGAAUGCUAAACACGGAUGCCGGGGCGGCCGCGACUGUGUCGCCCACGCAGCCGGCCCGACCCCCUCCCCAGCACGCGCGCCACCCGUCGACGCCGAUCCAGAUUGCGCCGCCGCACUCGUUCCGCGACUACGCCAAUCCACCGCACCCGUCGCCCGUCAGGCAGCCGUCGCACGACGGCUACGGCCAGCCGCCGCCACCACACGCGCAACCCCCCGGCGGCGGCCAGCCCUACGCGACAUCGCCUGUCUCGUACCACCCUCAACAAUCGAUGCAGGCCCCCUACGGCGCUCCCAGACCAGCGCCGCCGCCGAUGGGCCCCGAUGCCCGCUCGCCCAGCAUGGGCUCGAUGCCCGGCGCUGGCUCUCCAUACGCUGGUAGGCACACCUCGAUCGGCACGCCAGGAGGCCCGGGCCCUGCUGGUUACCCCUUUCCCCCAACACCAGGACAUGGCGCGCCGAACAGCCCCGUGCAGCUCCACCAGUAUCCCCCGGCCGGCACUUAUCCUCAGCGUUCCGACAGCUUCUCGCAGCCGUCUCCAGGUCCGGGUCCGCACGCGAUAGGAGGUCAACAGCCCGGGCACCCCCCGUACAUGCACACGGGGCCAGUGCCUCAGACGCCCCCAGUCGGUACCCCUGGAGGUCCGCAUCCAGCUUUGCACCAGCGCUCGCAGUCGACCCACUCCACGCCCACUCCAACUUCUGCGCACAGCCAGCACCAAUAUGGUGCACCAUAUCCGGGCAGCCCCGUCAUGGCGCACCAUCAACCACCACCAACUCACACUCAAUCCCAGCAGCCUCACAGUCAGCCUCAGUCCCAGCACGAGUACUACAACAGCCACCAGGGCUCUAAUCCUCCAACUCCGAUAGGACCACCGUUGGCGCCUGGCCCUCCACGCACCUCGUCCAACGCGAGCUACCCGCCUCCUUCAAGCCCGUAUCAACAACGUCUGUCCUCGGCCGGGAAUUUCGCGCCUCCAAUACCUCCCCAUCUACAGCCGCACACGUCACCACCGCAACAGGCCCCGCCGAUCAUUCCAAAGCCACCAGCGAGCCAUUCUGGUCACGACGUGGACGUGCACCGGCGCUCCCUGUCGCGCAGCGAGCGCGAGCACAGCCAGAGCAUAAGCCCAAAGACACGCAACAUGAGCGUUCAGAGCAGUGUUGGGCCCACAUCAACCUCGACCUCAAUCCACGAUUCGGAUCCUCGCCAGAUGCCAGCAUCCAAAACAAUGACUGCAUCUGCGCCAGGCCCCGUGGAGCAAGGCCGUGAGCGCGCCAUCACUCCCGGCAAGCGAAAGAUGGACGACAGAGACCUGGCACCCGACGAGAUUGCCCAUCAAGAGGCUCGGCCGGCGCCAUUCGUAGACCGCAACGGUUCUCGAGCCGACAACGCUCGGUCUUCAGCAUCGCCUACUACACAGCGCAAACAUGCGAAACGACACGCCGAGGUGCCCAUGUGGGCGCGUAGCAUCCGGUCCAAGGAGGCCGAACUCAAGAAUCCGAACUUUGAGAUUCGCAAAAAGGUCGUGAGCCAGCCUCCGGCUCAGGUCAACGGUCUGAAGCGCGAGCCAGCACAGAGACGCGACACCACCAGCGGACACGCCUCUCCCACAGCCACCCGUGCCCAACCAGCACCUGGACCUCCGGCCCCACCGACAAGCGCCGCUCCAAACCCGUGCUUAACCUUGGGUCCGUGGGAGCCCACCAUCACCAGCAAACGCCCCCAAGAGGAGAUGGUCAGGAUGGUUGCGGACUUCAUAUUCCUCAACGUUAUCAACAACGAGCACAAGAGAGAAAUACUCUCCCGCGGUAUCGAGUUCGAAAUCGAGGCGAAGCUAGGUCAGUGUAUCAACAAGGACACCAACGAUCGGUUCGAUCUUCCAGUCGAGACCGAAUGUGUGCUUAGGGAGAGCGGCCACAUUGCAUUCAAAAGCAGCAUGACUGAGGAGCAACACAAAGCAUACAACGGUUUCCUCAACGAUGCCGUCAGCCGAACCCGCCCUCCCAUCGCGGCGGCGGGCAGCCGGGUCGAGAUCACUUACAAGCACAACAGGGAAGUGGACAGGUUCUUUGAGCUGCCGCGGGAGCUCGAGGGUCGCCUGCCGUCCGUCAUGAGGCACUACAACCACGCUCAGGGCAGGCGUUCACUCAAAGUGCGCGUGACAUACGAGCGGCAGCGAGCAGCGGAUGGAAGCACUGUCUUGGUGGCCAAGCGGCAGAUAAUGAAGGCACGUGUUGCCGACUUAAGCAUCCACUUCCCAAGGCAUUCUAUGGACUGCAGAAUCAGCGUCAACCUAGAAAUGCCGUGGGAUGGGCCGGCGAGCGAGAUUGAGGAGAUCGGAACUCAUGACCCGGCGAGGGCGCCAGACCGAGAAAAGGACCGACUAAGCUACGAACAGGGACCGUAUCAAAUCGAUCUGACGCAGGUGACGCAAAAGAUCAUCGGCAUAGCGAACAAGGCUCAGACUAAGAGAGAGCACGAGCUCGAAAUCGAGCUCAACGCUGGCCUGGUGCUGAAACAGGGCGACCUGCUGAUGAGCAACUCGCCACACAACUACUCGGAACUCAUCGAAGGAAUGGUGGACAAUGUUCGUCUACUGGUGCAGAGGAAUAGCCGCUAG
Messenger RNA from Gaeumannomyces tritici R3-111a-1, 2832 nucleotides. RefSeq lists its product as hypothetical. The coding region runs from base 1 to 2832 and encodes 943 amino acids. Gene Ontology annotation, cellular component: mRNA capping enzyme complex. NCBI's taxonomy places the organism in Eukaryota, Fungi, Ascomycota, Sordariomycetes, Magnaporthales, Magnaporthaceae. Gene Ontology annotation, molecular function: polynucleotide 5'-phosphatase activity. Gene Ontology annotation, biological process: polynucleotide 5' dephosphorylation; 7-methylguanosine mRNA capping. The transcript is spliced from 4 exons. The record is from RefSeq and is a predicted model, not a curated record.